UAAAAUGUUAUAAAAAUACGAAAGAAAUAUAAUAAAAUGAGAAAAACUUACAGAUCCAAACGAGACGCACCUGGUGCUCUCGAUCAUCGCGAUGUGAUGCUCAAUACUGAUGCGAAAGCAUCCUUAUUCGACGCUUUCUACAUACAAAAUAUAAAACAAACUAAGAAAGAAGCUUCGGUGUGUUCAAUGCAGUUUGCAGCUUCGAAUAGAGUUCGCAAACGAAAGUAUGUUAAGCGGGUAAAAGAGAAGACUCCGCCGCCAAUGGAAUCUAUGUCUCUAUCGGCCUACCUAACUCCCGAUAAAUCCAUACACUUGAACAGGGCUCCUGAUUUAUUUGACCAACUCCUAAACUCGUCCCCAUUGGAAACGCAACAGGGAGUUUAUAAAGAAGUUAAAACACAUGUGCAAAAUAUAAAAACUUAUGGUGGAUUGAAGAAGACUAAGAAAAUUAACUGCUGGUCCAGUGAUGAAAACUCAGAUUCUGACAAAGAAAACAGUAUUACAGAUAAAAACACUACUGACAUAAAAUCUCACAAACUACUUGUAGAAAAUAAAAAUAGUCCAAAGAAAAUAGAUGAAUCAAUUAAUAAUAUAUUUAAUAAUUUAUCUGUAUUUAAAGUAGAAAAUUGUAGUCCAAUUAACUUAGUGCAAUCACCUUUCAUAUCCAAGGUAAAAAAUAACAUAAUUUCAGCUCUUAAUACCUCCCCUCUAUGUAGCACACCUUUUAAAGAAAAAUAUAGAGGAAAAUCCAUUUAUAAAUUUUCUCCAAUCUCUACUAAUACAGAAAAAAAUAAAUAUAUUCAUAGCAUAGUGUUUGAAAAUGAAGAAAUUAAUGAGACUGAUAAUAAUAAUUUAGAACAAGCUAAUACUAGUCCUGAAGUUGCUUUGACGGAUAAUAAGAAAGAUGAAUUGUCAAUAAUAAUCCAUGCCAAUGCUGAAGAACCACAAAAUGUAUCAUGUGAAGAAAUACAAACUGAACAUGAUAAUGAUGCAGAAGCACCAAAACAUCUGUCUAGUGUUUUUGAAACAACCGAACAAGAACCUUUCCUAGGUUUCCAAGCAAACAUGGAAAGUUCUGAAGUCAGCCAAGUUGAAGAGGCUGAAAGAAAACUAUCAAUUUUGUGCCAUAACACUUUGCCUAGUGAGUCAGUUGUAGAUUUAAGUUGCAGAGAAGACAAUGAAAUAUCAAGCACAAAUGCAACAAGUAACUCAAUAUCCAAUGAAUCUUUAUAUGAUACAUGCAGCAGUGAAGAUUCUGAUGAUGACGAACAUUCUACUAAACCUAUGGAACCAGUUAUUUUACUUGAUAAAUUAAGUGACUCCAUAUUUAAGAAAUAUUACAAACAGAUGCCUAAUUAUAAUCUGGAAAGUAAUAAUGAAGAAGACAAAACUUCAAUUGAAGAAGUUGAAACUACUGAAGAUUCUAAUUCUACUGAAAGUGAUUAUAAUAGUCUAGAAGAUGAAGUCAGCUUGGCUGAGCCUGUGGAAGAAGAUAAUGCAACGAAAGAAAUAUUUAAUGAAAGUAUUGAAAAUAAUGAAAUAACUGAAAUUGAUAAUGAGAGUAAUAAUGAUUCUAGUAGUAAUGAGGAUUCACAAGAAACAUGUGUCAGUUUUGUUACCACACGGAGAAGAAAUAAAGCUAGAAAUGAUUUUACUAUUUUAACAUUAGAUACUUCAUGCACUUAUAGUCCUAAUACCCUCAAUAAUAUUAAAGAAAUUGAUGAAGAGAAUGUGAAUUGCGAUAACACAAUAAAUAAAGACAAUAAAAAAAGUAGCCUUAAAGUAGAUUAUCAAGAUACAAUCAUAGAAGCGAAUGACGAAGAGGUAGAUUCUAUUCCCAUUGAAGGAAAUGUUCCUAGAAGCAGCAUAAAUAAAACAGAUAAACACAAUACAAUAACAACACGUAAAAGUGCUAGACUAACUCGAGUUAGUAUCAAUAAUGCUAAACAAGCUAACAAAACAAUAGUGAGAAAUGAAUUUUCGGAUAUUAAUAGUGAUGAUGGCAAACCUGGUAUAGUUCUACAACCAGGUAAAAAGUGGGAGAGGUCAUUAAGUAUCUACCGAAGAAUGACUACCAUGGCUGAUCACUUUGAUGAGUCAAUACUAGAUAGAGAAGAUCUGAAAUGUAAAGGAAGAAAAUAUAGACAGAGUGUAAUAUGCACAAUGGAAAUGCAGGGACGCAAUGGACCUCACAAUGAAUCAUUCAGCAGUCGAAGAAGUACUUUUACCACAAGACCAUCUAGACCUAGCAUCAAAUUGUUGAAAGAUGAAGAGGUUUCCAGGCUAAGCUUUUGCUCCACAAACGCCCAGGAGGAUUUACAAGGAUUCCUGAACGAAGAUUGGGAUGAUACGGUUAUCGAGUUAUCUAAACUUUCGAUUGCCGACUGCGAUCCUGAGGCCACUCUUGUAGAUAAUCUACAUGAGACGUCCCAUCGUGUUCUGACCGCGCGCGACAUCGUCCUGCGACGCUGCGAUCAAACCGACGCUAUACCAUUCGAUGAAUGCUACCCAGAUUCAGCCCUCAAGAAUUGCCGGAAGAUUGGGGAAGGUGUGUACGGGGAGGUAUUCCUGUGGCGGGCUCGGGAUGGGCAAGCACGAGUGCUGAAGGUGAUCCCUGUGGGCGGCAAUAUCAAGGUCAAUGGGGAGCAUCAGAAGGACUUUGGCGAGAUCAUAUCGGAGAUUGUGAUUGCUAUGGAACUGAGUGCUUUACGCACUCCAAUAGCUGAAAUCGAACAACAUAUAGAUGAGGGGAAGAACAUUGAAGCACUGGAUUUACAUUCUGUAGCUAACGCUACUGAUGUUUUUAAUAAGGUGAUAGCUGUCCGUUGUGUAUACGGAAGCUACCCGUCCCGGCUGCUCGACCUGUGGGAGUUGUACGACGAGACCAAGGGCUCGGAGAACGACAACCCGGCCACCCUGCCCGAGGACCAGCAAUACAUUGUGCUGGAGCUGGCCAACGCUGGCCAGGAUCUGGAGAGCUACCAGUUCGCUAAUGCGGAGCAGGCGUACUCUAUAUUCAAGCAGGUGGCAUACGGUCUAGCGGUAGCUGAGGAGGCGCUCCAGUUUGAACACAGGGAUCUGCACUGGGGCAACGUCCUCAUACAGCCCACUGACGAGAAGUACGCGACGUUCGUUCUCCGCGGUCGCUCGUACAGCGUGGCUCGUCGCGGCGUCGCGGCCACCGUCAUCGACUACUCGCUGUCGCGCGUGGCGUUGCGCGGCGCGAGGUCCGCCGCCCUGUACCACGAUCUGGCGGCCGAUGAGGAGCUGUUCAACGGCCGAGGGGACUACCAGUUCGAGCUGUAUCGCCUGAUGAGACGGGCGCUAGGCAACAACUGGGAAAACUACGAGCCGUACACCAAUGUGCUGUGGCUGCACUAUACCAUCGAUAAGAUGAUCACAGCCCUCCGCUACACACGCACCAAUACUAAAGUUCACAAGCACAAUAUCGCCAAGCUCUCGAUACUAAAGGACCAACUCCUGAACUACCGCAGCGCCACAGAAUUUGUACUCACACACAACGAACUGUAAUGAUACAAUGGAUUAUAUAUGCGAAUGUAACAAAUUAGCCUCCGAUCAAAAUUAUAUUGUAAAUAUAUAUGAAAUUAACAUCAUAUAUGCAUCGAAACUCUUUACAAACAUAGUGCCUUUCAAUAAAUUCAAAUUUUAUGUUGUA
Aricia agestis (brown argus) is the source of this 3676-nucleotide messenger RNA. RefSeq lists its product as uncharacterized. The transcript has 12 exons. Gene Ontology annotation, biological process: protein phosphorylation; mitotic cell cycle; intracellular signal transduction. Gene Ontology annotation, cellular component: nucleus; cytoplasm. Lineage: Eukaryota; Metazoa; Arthropoda; Insecta; Lepidoptera; Lycaenidae. The coding region runs from base 37 to 3531 and encodes 1164 amino acids. Gene Ontology annotation, molecular function: histone H3T3 kinase activity; ATP binding. The record is from RefSeq and is a predicted model, not a curated record.